GGCGUGGCCGCCGGUUCUCCCCCCCCCGUCCUCUCGCCCUCCCCCCCCCCCCCCCCCGCCGCCUUGGUGCAGUGCUGAGGAGGCGCCAGGCGGGGGCCGCGCGCGCUUUUCCCGCCCUCGGCGGGGCUGCCGGGACCCCCCUGAGGGCGCCGCUCCCUCACACCCGCCAUGGCGGCACCGCCGGCACCCCCGCGCCGCCCCGAGCUGCGCCACUCGCCAGCCCAAGCCCCGUCCCCGCUCCCCGCUUCACCCUCACUCCCGCCGCGAGCCCGCGGGGUGCGCGACCCGCUCCGGCGCUCCCCUCGCGGCCACCGCUUCGCCCCCGCUCUCUCCCCUCACGCACCCACCUGUGGGUGCCUUCGGCCGCUUCCAUCAUCACCCCCCGGGAGCGAAGCGCUAAAUAUCCCCGCGGCGGCACCGCCUGUGUCACGGAGCGGGGCUGCGAGCAGCAGUGCGGCCCUCCCCGCCUUCUCCCCCCCCCGCCCGCCCCGCUCCGCAUCUUGUUUUCUCCAUACGCACUUGGAAAUGCGUAUGGAGAAAAAGGGGGAUCGGGGGGUGAUCGCUGCUAUUCCCGCUCCAUUCGGGAUACCCACGUACCAACGAGGAAGAACAACGCGGCGCAGCCCCGUCCUAACCCCCCCCCCCCCCCCCCGCGCUGUCACUUGGCUCCUUCCCCCAUGUCGCGACGCGCGUACCCCCCCCCCCCACCAGCCAUGUCGCGACAGCGCCCCGCGCACCUGCCGCGUCCCCCGACCCGCCGUGUCCUACCGGGGGUGCGGGCAAAGGGGCGCUCGGCUCUCCCUCGAUUCUCCCUGCCCGCGGGAGGCAGCGCGGUGCCGGCGCUGCCCCAGGUGCGCGGGGGCUCCGCGGGUGCGGAGCGGGGGGAGCGGCGGGGAGGGGGCGGCGGGAGCCGGGAUGGAGCUGGGAUGGAGACGGGAUGGAGGAGCGAACCUCCCUCCCCCCCAAGCUCCCCGCCCCCCUUUCUCCCCCCCCCCCUCCGGUCCCCCCCCCGCCGCUUGUGUUUACCUCAAGUUUGAAUUUUAUCUGCGCAACAUGAGCUGGAAUGCGGACAUGGAGGGCGGGAGGGCGCGCACACGCCCGGCGCUCCGCGGGGACACCGCGGGCACCCCGCGCACACACCCCCCCUCCGCAUCCCCUCCCCGCACACCGCGCCCCGCGCCCCCCGCCCCGGUCCCGCCGGUAACUUACCUCCGCCACUGGCUCUCCUUCUCCUCCUUCUCCUCCUCCUCGUCGUCCCCUCCCCGGGGGAAGGUGCCGCCCGCAGCCCCAUCAGCGGGGCGGACACCGCGCUCCCGGCGCGCCGAGACAGGUGCAGCCGGGGCGGGCGGGUCGGGGGGCACCACCGCCUACCCCGCCGCCUCCCCGGGCUCCCCCACUGCUUCCCUCCCUUCCUCCCCACGAUGUUGUUUCGUUAUAUCAUGUCCAUCAUGUGACACCCGGAGGCCUCUCUAUGGAAACUUAAAGGGGACUUCCACGUCCGCCGCCGGACCCGCCGGUACCCCCGGGGGGCUGCGAGCCCCGGCGGUGCCCGCCUGCCCUCCCUGCGCUCCCCGCCUGCCCUCCCCGGGGGGCUGCGCUCUCCGCUCCUACGCCCUCUGCUUAAAGUUGAUGCUGGUGCCUGUUAGCCUCGGGAGGGGACCGGAGCUGCCCGGCCAUCCAGGCCCAAUCCUGCAAUGACGGCGGAUCAUCUCCCUUCUCUCUCCCGUUCGUGCUUUGGAGUUGAAGUACCUGUGCUCUGCCCCUCUCAUUUUCAAGUGCCCGUGAAAUGAGCUGUGUAUCUACAGAUCAGCGUUUCAGAUAAUCUCUGCUAUUAUUUUAUCAAAACUUUCAGGAGUUUUGUAGAAAUUAGUAAUCAUUUUAGCUGAAAAGAUUUAAUAAAGUGAGAAACAGUU
Messenger RNA from Pseudopipra pipra, 1913 nucleotides. Its product is annotated as basic proline-rich protein-like. The transcript is spliced from 2 exons. Bases 169 to 1698 code for a protein of 509 amino acids. The record is from RefSeq and is a predicted model, not a curated record. NCBI's taxonomy places the organism in Eukaryota, Metazoa, Chordata, Aves, Passeriformes, Pipridae.